Panicum virgatum (switchgrass) is the source of this 1795-nucleotide messenger RNA. RefSeq lists its product as uncharacterized. Gene Ontology annotation, molecular function: protein binding. The transcript has 3 exons. Bases 1 to 1449 code for a protein of 482 amino acids. Lineage: Eukaryota; Viridiplantae; Streptophyta; Magnoliopsida; Poales; Poaceae. The record is from RefSeq and is a predicted model, not a curated record.
AUGCUGCGUGCAUCUUACAUAUACACCCACAUAGUCUACGAAGAAUCUGGCCCAAGAAGAGAAAAGAAAAGGCCUACGAAGCCCAUCCGGCCAUCUAAACCCUACGGAGCCCCAUUUCGUCCCCACACCACACGGAAGCAAGCAGCGCCGCCGCCGCCGCCUCAUCCUUCGUCACGCAGGCCGGCCGCUGCUCGCAGCUCGGAAUCUCCCCACCGCCAUGCGCUGGGCCGCGUCGAUCCGGCCGGCGACGGCCACCGCCGGACGCCGUCGCCGUUCCCGACGCGCCCCUUUCUCUGGUCUCCUCGUUGCUCUGCCCCAAGAUGUGCUGUGGCAAGGUUCCCGGCCACGGAGCUCUGCCGCCUUCGAGCCGUCUGCCGGUCGUGGCGCUCCAUCACCAGCGAUCCGGCCUUCAUCGCUGCUCACAAGGCCCGCCACCGGGAGACGCUCGUCGUCGGAAGCAUACCGGCGCCCCACGGGUUGGACGUUCUUCUCAUAGAUUUGCAAGGCAAGGUAUUGAAGCGCAUCCACGUCAAUGACUGCUCGAGCAUGGAGGUGCGGACAAACCUUAACCUCGUCUGCGCCACCGAGCACCGGGGCAGUGGUUGCGCCAGUGUCAACGACCCAGCUACCGGGGUUACGCAUGCCUUGCCGAGGAACAUGGCCGCCGAAACGAAAUCCCAUGCGAGGCCCUUGCGCGAGUACUCUGCCAUGUUUGUGCUCGGGAUUGUCGACACGGAGGUGUACAAGGUGCUCCGUAUCCUCACGGAUGCUGAUCGCCGCCACGUUCAGCUCUUUGAGGUCCUAACACUGGACAACAGGGGCCUUACACCAUGGAGGGCAGUGGAGGGCAUUUCAGGACAUGUGGAGACUAACACGACCGCCUCCAAUGUGGUCAUCAGGGGUGUAGUUCACCUCGUCGCGGUAGAAAGUGGUGGUGUUGAGAAUGACUGCAUCGCUCGGUUCAACCUCAAGACGGAGGAGUGGAUGCCAUCGCUCCGAGGUCCGAUAACCAGCCAUCCGGAUCUGAACGACAUUGGCAUACAUAGCGUUCUGGAAAAAUACUCAUUAGCUGAGGUGAAUGGUUCCUUGGUCGUAGCUCGGUUCACAUUUCAGCAAUACACAGUCAAGUUUGAAGAUUUCUUUUUGGACCUUUGGUAUCUGGGGGACUCGGAGAAUUGUCAGUGGGAAAGGAAAUAUAGGAUCGAUCUUGACAUGGGCAUACCUGGAUGGUUUUGUUGCUUUGCAUAUCUCUCUUCGGCGCUGCAGGAUGGCAGGUUCCUCCUCCGUUUAUGUAAUGUUGAAGAAGAUUUAGAAGAGCUAAACUUUGAACAGAUCUUGGUAGGAUACAAUCCGGAAACAGCCACUUUGGAUUCAAAAUCACUAGAUGUCACGGUAGUUGGCCAUAAUGGCGUCUACACAGGAAGUUUGUUAAGUGUUAGGAACUGUUAAGAGCUGUGAUCUUACUACGCAAGACCUCUGUCGUCCGUUUGCUGUCAACUAGUGGUUGUUAGAUCACGUGCGUAUGGCUUGGGGUGGUUGUUUCGGUGGAGUCCCCUUUCCUGAGCUAAUCGGAUUACUAGGGGAACCUGGUGGCUCCUGAGAAGCCUCCAUUUGUUGUUUCAGUGGACAAUGGCGUCCGUUUGUUGUUUCAGUGGACAAUGGCGUGUGGAGCUAGGAGUAGCUUUUGGUAUUUUCUUUGUUCUGAAUUUGUGUAAUCGGUUCGUCUCCUGUUGUAUUAAUGGAGCUAGAACUUCAAACCCUAUAUGAAAUCUUGCACUCUCUGUUUUUUUUUUUU